This is a messenger RNA of Mycena citricolor, 682 nucleotides long. The record is from the annotation of a GenBank genome assembly. Lineage: Eukaryota; Fungi; Basidiomycota; Agaricomycetes; Agaricales; Mycenaceae.
CGAUUCUGGCGAAGAACAGUAGCAUUCCAAGUGCGGAUAUACAGGCCCUUCAACACCUACCUCGCGACAACCUUCUUGUGCACUUCGAGCUCCAUUGGGAUCUUCGAUCCAGGCAUUGUCCCAAUGAUAUCUCGGACAAUGUAUUCCGCUCUUACAAUCCCGCUCUGAAUGGAGAUGGAGAUAUGAGUCGAGGUCGCAAAACAAAACAUCGAAACCACGCACUCGGCACCCAUUCUCCUCUUCCUCCUCGUGUGCAGACAACCACUCAACAUGCGGGCCUCCGUUGCUCCCGUGCCCCGACAUCGCUGCGAUCAUGUGACCAAAGCCGUGAAAGUCGACCGGCUUGCCGUUCACGGUCGCUUUAAGGGAUCGCGAGAAGGUCUGAUCGAGCGCGGCGAGCGUCAGCUCGUGCGUCGGUGCGGUAAAAGUGGAGCCAAUGUGUGUGCGAGACCACUCGCAGAGUGAGGGGAGGGUCUUUGAUGUGUUUUGCAUUUCCGGUCCUUCUUUCAUCCAACGGAUAAAAUUCGCUUAAUUUUCCCCGCAUGUCUCCGCAUGUGUACUGGAUUCCCUACUUAGAGCAGCUGUGCAUGGCGCCCGGUUCGCGGACGAUAUCUGUUACAUACGCAUCCAGAGUAAGGAAGUGAGAGAAUAUGAUGCGAAGAAGCGAGAUGACGGCACCCAU